GCAACGAACAUCCCAGCAGGGGUCUAAACUCGGAUGCCUCAACGAACGUGUUUAGAGAUUGGGAACACAGCCCUUGGCACCAGCCUUUCUCCGGUUCCAUGACCGAAUCGACCCUUAGCGGUUGGGCCCGAAGGUCUCUUAUAAGCUCAUGAGAGCUUUCGGACCCAGUUGAACCAAAGAAUCUUGUCUCGACUUGCAGCAAGACCUUUUUCUUUUACGUCAGGCUUUGCCCAGGGAUUCCUCCAGCCAGCCUCUUUGCACAGAACACGGGUCCCCCCUCCCCGACCGCAACUAUUGUUGUUGACAGAUUUCAAGGGUCCCUCCACAUGCCUGUCAAGACCUUUCUCCGCGAGACAUCUGGCUCCGAACAGAUUUUCUGGGACCACUGACAUUCUACUGCCGCAUCGACUUCGAUUGGACGCUGUUAGUCCCUCUCCGAGCGACCUAGCACCCACAUUGUGGUCGAGCGUUAAACAAGGAUAUCCCCGAAUCCCCGUGUCCGAUAUAGUGCGCCUCUGUAUUGUGGGAGGCUUGCUCAGCUGGCAAGACUGCCUUGUGGUCGCUUGCUCCAAGACCAGAGAUGCCUCAUCGCCUAAUAUGCAAAGUACUGGUGAUCUGAUAUCAGAUUUUUGCCGAUGGGGGUCACCUGCAAGCUUCAACGCGACCUCUGUUCAUGGACCUCCUAUUGGGUUCGACGCAGAGCUUCAUUGCCAUCUUCUCCACCUCGGCGAACCUGAAGCAGGUGGCGGCGGCGAAGACAUCCUCCACUAGACAAGAGAUGUACUGCAUUGAGGCCUCAAGCCACUGUGUGCCAUGGUCGCAAAAGUUUGGGUAGGUCAAGUCUAUAAAUCAGUCCUCAGUUUCCCUCAAAGGUUGGUCUCCUCUUCAAACCAAAUAUCUUCUCUGUGCCAGAAGUCCCAGCCAAGGGAAUUCAGAAGUUUUUGCCUCCUCCUGCUGGCUUCCCUCGGGAACAGGGCUCGUAUUUGUCGCUGAGCCACCUGGUCGGGAAGAAGAUCCAUGAUUCCACCUCCUGACCCUUGUCCACCCUAGGGCCGCCUUACUGCUGCUUGAUAGCCUCUUCCUCUUCUGGCGAUCUCAAAGCGAGUGGCCCUUUUGCGUCGUUUGGAGGGGAAAAGUGGCCACUGGCCAGGUGCUCCACUCACAACCUGAUCCAUAUGCAUCAGUUCGAAUCUAUAAAGGUUGACCUUCACCUUCUGUUCUUACACAAUUGCGGCGAAGGUGUCUGCCAGCAAGAGUGCCAGAUACACUGGCCAAUCGCCAGUCGUAUGGUGGAUGAACGCCAUAGAACAGCCGACAGCUUUGACGGACGCCCAGGUUUAGCUUCGAAGCAUUGACCGUGUGAGUCGUUCUGACAGUUCUGAAAAAUGCCUCAGCGACAGGAACGUCAUCGACCUCGUCAUGCAAGCAAAGACGAGCAACCUUAUAUCAUCCUCGUCCAUGAUAUUCCACGCCACUGCCGAUGGCAGGAGCUCAAGGACAUGACUAGAAGUCUGGGAGGAGAACAGAGCUUAAAAGCCGAAGUGUUCACUGUUUCGGAUGGAUCACAGCUGGGACAUUGCACCAUCAAGGGCAGGGCUGACGCCGUCAAGGUCUAUGAAAACCUCUGCACUAAGGGCUGGAAUGGCUAUCGCGUGCGUGUCAAAUUGGUGGCCCAGGAAAAGGACGGGAGUUUGACAAAAAUCGAGGGACCAGAGGAAAGCAAUGGGAUCGUCCCUUCUGAGAGACCGGCUGGGCUCUCGCAUGCGGGCCUACAAGGACCUACCGCGAUAGCACAGCAUUCUGUAAACCCCCUUUUCCCUCCCUCUGCUCUUCCACCACCCUCCAUGAGCUACACAACACAAUAUGCAACAAUGACCUCUUGGACUACUCAACCAGGAGUGCCUUCACUCACUCCCACUCUAGGUCCAACUGCGGCAUCACACUCAUCUGGCGUCGGUCCUCCGCGGCCUUCGUACCUACCACCUUCAAUCCAUGGAAGCACCAUUGCUCCUCCAACCCCGUACAGCACACACUUCCCUAGCGACUCCAGACGACCUCCAUCAUCGCCUACCGCACCUCUUCCUGUCCGUCGUGUCAAUGACGGCAGUAAAAUCUUCAUCUCAGGAUUACCAUAUUACCAAUCCGAGAGUGAACUGCGUGGCCUCCUCAAACGUUAUGGCCACGUUAUCUACCUUGAGAUUCACCCUGACAGCCGUAAUCCUGGGAAGAACAAAGGCACCGCACGAGCACGAUACAAAAGUGCAUCCGAAGCCCUCAGCGCCGUCCGCGACCUUGACGGCAGAUAUCUCUCUAAUCGCAAGAUCAGCGUCAAACAGGAGAAAGAUGAGCCUUCGACGACGACGACGACGACGACGACCAAGAAUUCAAGCUCGGGCUCAUCAAGGAGUGAUUUGCAGGAGACAAAGAAUGGGAGCGGCUCAUCGAAACAAAAGAAGAGCGCGGCAUUCUCUUCCAAGGCUUCCAGCUCAAAGUCCAGACGACGUACCGCUGCACCAGUGAAGGAGCCAGCGAGAGGCCAGUCUCGGGCAAAUAGGCAAAGAUCAAGCUAUAGCAGCGGCUCGACGUCACCCACCGGUCCACUUGUCGUCAAUGGUGCGAGCCGUUCUUCAACUCGACGAGGUAGCUGGGGCGAGGAAUCCACCGAGGAUAGCGAUGACAGCAGUGAUGAUGCUGAAGGCAGUGAUGAGGGUUUUCCGCUGGCGGACGACGACGAUGGGGUAGAAGAGGAGGAGGAGAACGAUGAUGAUGACGACGACAGCGUACAAAAGAUGGGAGGUAUGCAUCGUCGAGGCAGACUCUAAACUUGCUGAAACCUAGCACAUCUCGACACUCCAACGCAUCAGAAAGCAUGUGGUAGCGGUUUGUGGGCUGAUGACCACUGAACCACAUUUUUGUUCUCGACAAGAGACGGAGGAGGAAGACUAUAACUCGACACACCGGACCGGCACGAGGCCUCGGCCUGGCAAGGGACUUUGAUAGCCCACGAGGCCUUUUUAUGUGCCGGUGUUCAUUUCAUGGGGCUUGAUGUUUGCAUUGUUACAGUGUCAGCUUUCCACUGCCGCGUUUCCCCCACUGCGAUCGUUGCUUGCUUGCACCUUGGUGACUUGGCUCACUCAAAAGUUGUUGAUUUUUACUUUGCUGCAAAAGUCUUUUUGUUCAGGAAACCCUUCACUCAGCACCGUUUGAAGUGCGAGGGAAAGCCCAACCGCGGCUUUGUUGUCUGCUACACUCGAACUAGUAUGUACUUAUUUAGGCUACUUCUAUAGUUGCUCGCGAAAAUGAAAAAAUCAUAUACUAUGAGAUAA
Messenger RNA from Cladophialophora immunda, 3326 nucleotides. RefSeq lists its product as uncharacterized. Gene Ontology annotation, cellular component: ribonucleoprotein complex; cytoplasm; nucleus. Gene Ontology annotation, molecular function: mRNA binding. The transcript has 5 exons. The record is from RefSeq and is a predicted model, not a curated record. Bases 1386 to 2822 code for a protein of 478 amino acids. Lineage: Eukaryota; Fungi; Ascomycota; Eurotiomycetes; Chaetothyriales; Herpotrichiellaceae.